Linum trigynum is the source of this 990-nucleotide messenger RNA. NCBI's taxonomy places the organism in Eukaryota, Viridiplantae, Streptophyta, Magnoliopsida, Malpighiales, Linaceae. The record is from the annotation of a GenBank genome assembly.
AUGUGCUUAACUGCCCACUUUAUUGACCAAGAUUGGAAUUUGAGAAAGAAGAUCAUCAAUUUUGGGGAACUUAAAGGUCAUAAAGGUGUAGAUAUUGCUGAUGGCAUUGUUGCUUGUUUGGAUGAUUGGGGGAUUUACAAGGUCUUCACAAUAACUGUUGAUAAUGCUAGCUCUAAUGACACAGCUGUAGCCAAAUUGAAGGAAGUUUUUAAUACUAGAGGGACUAGUAUUUGUGAUAAUUCAUUCCUUCACAUGAGAUGUGUGGCUCACAUUUUAAAUUUGGUUGUGUCUGAUGGGCUUGGAGAUAUUUCCCUAUCGGUGAAGAGAAUUAGAGAAGAUGUGAGGUUUAUUAGAAACUCACCAGAAAGGUUGAAAAAAUUUAAUGAGUUUGCCAAAGUUCAAAAAGUAGAAGGCAAACGUGGCUUGUGUCUUGAUGUUCCUACUAGAUGGAACUCGACAUUCUUGAUGUUGCAGGCUGUUGAGAGGUUUGAAAAUGUGUUUAAGAUGUUUGACAUGUAUGAUGAUAAUUUUCGAAAGGACUUGGAAAGAAGGAAGGAUAGACAUGGCAUAAUUGGGGUCCCAGAGAAAGAUGAUUGGGAGAAUGCAAGGAGGAUGAUGCGAUUUCUUGGUAAGUUUUAUGACUUCACUUUGAAGAUCACGGGCUCAAGGUAUACCACUUCUAACUUGUUCUUACAAGAGGUGCAUUCCUUAUAUCAUUUGAUACACAAGUGGGAGACUGAAGUUGAGAAAGAUUAUGACUUGAGUGUCAUGGCUAGCAAGAUGAAAAUAAAGUACGAGAAGUAUUGGGGAGAUGUGGAUAAAAUGAACAAGCUACUUUACAUCUCCACUGUUAUUGAUCCGAAUUACAAGUUGGGUUUUGUUGACUAUGCUUUGAAAAGGGUGUAUCCUGAGGAUGGUAAGGGAGGACGUAUGGCGGAAGAUGUGAAUAAGGCUACAUUUGCUCUAUUUGCUCACUAUGAACAGCUUUGA